Molecule: messenger RNA, 1572 nt
Organism: Penicillium atrosanguineum
Lineage: Eukaryota; Fungi; Ascomycota; Eurotiomycetes; Eurotiales; Aspergillaceae
Exons: 2
Coding region: 1-1572 (523 amino acids)
Source: RefSeq, a predicted model, not a curated record
AUGAUCGAUGAAAACCUGCCAACGUUCUUCCUAAAGAACAACUCGAAGAGCCCUCAGCAGAGUACCAUCUACCACCGACAGCAUGGAAAUGACCCUGAGCCCGCCUAUACUCUCCGUGCCCUUGAUCCCGCUCUCCCCACCACGAACAACCGCUACGGUGUCGCCUUGUAUGACCCUUUCAUAACGGACAUCGUUUACGGUGAAGUCGCUGUGGUCCCAGAAUGGACACAACCCAGCCUGUCUGCAGAUACAAUCCGUGCAAAUGGCGGCGUCCCGCCACCCCCCGAACCCAUCCUCCCGAACGAGUUUACAAUCCAGCUCUACAACCCCGACCAAAAGAUCGUUGUGUGCCACAAGGCAAAGACAUGGAAUAGACCUGCGAGAUGGGAAUUUGAAAUGCCUCAGCGGACAUUUAGAGUCCCCUCUUCGUCAAAGCUGGACCGAACUCAGAGCGACCCUUCCGUCGCUGACGUGACCCCGAAGUUGCGGUUCAGUUGGCGCAAAGAUGGAAAGUUGUCGAAGGAUUUAUCCUGUUUGCUGCAUGGAAAGACAUCAAGCGUGCCAGAUACACGUAGCAAGAGCAAGGAGCCCGAUAUUACGGUGGCUCUUUUCCAGGGUUUGAAAGAGCUCACUCUGUACGAACCGAAUCUUUACCGCGUUGAAAUGGAGGACUUCAAGGGUCUGGAAGUUGUCUUGCUUCUCGCGGCUGUUGCAAUUCGCGAUAUCUUCUUCGGUCCAGCCAAGGAGGCAUUCCACAUCACCGCAGCCGGGCCCCCGGCGGUCGGCACCCGGCCCCAAGCCGCACCCACCGGAAGGAAGACUCCAAAGCCACAAACGGCAGCUGCCGCGGCGGUGGUCGUGCCGAAGACCAAGCCGUCUCCACCACAAUUGAACAUCCCCAAUUCAAAGCCACCAGGCCCCCAGGCCCGGAAACGACAGGAUGAACUCGCGGCAGAAGAAGCCCGCCGCACGCAAGAGCUCCUUGCAGCGGAGAAACGGUCUCAGCACAAGGCCCGACGCCAACGCCAAUCGGAGGUCGACAAUGAAACAAAGCGUCUGCAACACAUUUACGGCAUGGAAGAGCAGCAUGCGCGCCAACAAAGGCCUAACCCGGCCUCGUCCUCAAGACCGCAUCUGCCCCCGCGACACAGCGUUCCCGCAAGGCCAUACGCUCACCAAUACUCGCAGUCCUACUCUCAUCUUCCACCUCAAGGACCACACCAACCCCCUCGACAAACUCGCCCUCACAGAGUCGCACAAAGCGGACCAGUUCCCACAUUGGCCAGCAGCCCCUACCACCACACUUCGAGCCGCAUGGACCCGCGAGCUCAAUCAACCGCCCAGCUCAUGCCUCGACCGCAGGCUCAAGGCAGGCCUCAAGCCCAGCCUAGGCCUCAAUCCCAUGUGGGAUUCUAUCCCACCCCUACGAGUAGCGGUGCCUUGCCAGCUGCUCAACAGCCGAGUCCGCAACAACUGCAGCCGAAGAAGAGCAGCUUCUUUGGGUUUAUACGGAACAAGGAGGAGAGCAGCAGUCGAAAUCGACUAGACAAAAAGCGGAGUUCUAUGUUUUGA